GAAGCCGUAUAGGUGAAACGUGUGUGUAUCACGGCGUCUCCCACCGAGAAAAGGCGACGCGAUUGCAACCCCGCGCGAGAUCGACCUCGCGUUCCACUCCCACUCCUCUCCACCUUCAAAUCCACGCGAGUUGUUGAGCGAGAGAGAGAGAGAGAGAGAGAGAGAUUUGAUUUGCGUUUGCGUUUUGCGUCCAUGGCGCAGCAGCAGAGGAUGGUGAUAGUGGGGGAGGAGCACUGCGGCGGCGGGGAGGACAGGGAGCUGACGGUGAGGAAGACGACGCUGUUCUGCCCCGGCGACGGGCUGGAGGCGUACGACCACGGGACGGGGACGCUGGCGUUCAGGGUGGAGACGUACGGGCGCGGCGGGGUGUGCGGCGGCGGCGCGGCGGCGGGGGACCUGGCGCUGCUCGGCCCCGAGGGGGAGCCCGUGCUCACCGUCCGGCGCCGCCGCCCCAGCCUGCACCACCGCUGGGACGGGUUCCUCGGGGACGGCGCCGCCUCGGGGCAGAAGCCGCUCUUCUCCGCCCGCCGCUCGUCCAUCCUCGGCGUCGGCUCAGGCGCCGCCGCCGUCCUCGUCGACCUCCUCGCCCCCGGCGCCGCCGGCGAGUUCCGCGUCGACGGGUCCUUCCCGCGCCGCUGCUGCCGCGUGGUGGCCGUCAAGGCCGCUGCCCCCGCCGGCGGCGGCGGGGAGGAGGAGGAGGAGGAGGUGGUGGUGGCGGAGGUCCGGAGGAAGGUGGACGAGGACGCGCACGUGGUGAUGGGGCGCGACGUGUUCGUGCUGUGGUUGCGCGCCGGGUUCGACGCCGCGUUCGCCAUGGGGAUCGUGCUCGUUCUCGACCGGAUCACCGGCGACGAGCUCAACGGCGACCUGAGCGAGGACCUCGCCGUCGCCAGUUCGCCGGUGUAAAAGCUUUCGGUGAUCGGAUCAAUGGGUUCAUGCUUAGAGAUGUGUAAAAUAUGUAUCAUCUUGCAAAUUCUUUUUUGUAUGUUUUCUUGUCGAAGUUUGAAUAUUUUGCCUUGUGAAUUGAGCUUGUAGCUUUGAGCGAAAUGCAAGUUACUCCUAAUUACGUUAGCCUUUGACAGUAGUAAUAACUAUAGUUAAUUAUUUUGCUUGUUCUUU
Oryza sativa Japonica Group (Japanese rice) is the source of this 1119-nucleotide messenger RNA. RefSeq names its product protein LURP-one-related 5. Lineage: Eukaryota; Viridiplantae; Streptophyta; Magnoliopsida; Poales; Poaceae. The record is from RefSeq and is a predicted model, not a curated record.